AUGGGCCCGACUGAGGACGCCCACGUGAAGCUCCUCGCCCGGGAGCUCCUGGGCCUCGCCGGCAGGUCGGCCUCCUUCUGCAUGGCGGGCGGCCGCGCCGUCUCGAGGGCGGAGGCCGUGGGCGUGGUGGUCGCCUGGGAGCGGCGAGAAAAGCUCAUCCGCUUCCUCCUCGACGACGGCACCGGGUGCAUCCCCUGCGUCCUCUGGUUGAACCACCGCCUCCUCGCGGGGCGGCCGCCGGGGGGCGACGGCCGCUCCCCGGCAAUCCCUCGCCACCUGGCGGGGCGGCCCCCGUCGGAGGUCGAGAUGCUGGCCCGCGCCGCCGAGGGCCACGCGUCGAGGGCUCAGAUGGGGGCCCUCGUGCGCGUGCGGGGCCGGCUCACGGCGUUCCGCGGGACGCUGCAGCUGACGGUGGGCGGCGUGGUGGCGGAGAGGGACCCCAACGCCGAGGCGUUGCACUGGCUGCAGUGCCUCCGCCUGGCUCGCCGCUGCCACGGCCGGCCGACGCCGCCCUACCCCAUCAACCGCUCCGCCACCGGGAACAAGAGGAAGACGCCCUCCGAAGACGGCUGA
This is a messenger RNA of Spirodela intermedia, 573 nucleotides long. NCBI's taxonomy places the organism in Eukaryota, Viridiplantae, Streptophyta, Magnoliopsida, Alismatales, Araceae. The record is from the annotation of a GenBank genome assembly.